Molecule: messenger RNA, 2238 nt
Organism: Rodentolepis nana
Lineage: Eukaryota; Metazoa; Platyhelminthes; Cestoda; Cyclophyllidea; Hymenolepididae
Source: the annotation of a GenBank genome assembly
CUUCGUAAUCUCCUCUGGGCAACAAAGUCAAACGGUUGUGAGGUAUCGAACAUUGCCACGAAAUCCUUGCCUCAGUCAGCGGCCAUGUCAGGAUUUGCUUGCAUGGCACACGUAAUUGAGCUAGCCAAGGUGGUGGCCUAUCGAGUAUGGGCUGAUGCUCCGCUCGCAUCCUUGAGACAAUUGCCUGACAUCGGAAAGGACUACGCCAGCCAGUUAGCAGGAGCGGGUGUAGCUUCAUUAAAAGACAUCGAGAGAGUUGGGCCAAGAUGCAUUGAACAGAUUCUUCGUCGACAGCCACCUUUUGGUGAUCGUGUAUAUGGAAGUGCCCUCGAAGUACCAAAAUAUGAGCUGGCUGCAGAACAGUUGACGACAAGUGCUACUGAUCAGGUGGAGUUCGAGUUCGCUAUUCGUCUAACAAGAUCUUGCAAAUUUGAUCAAGUAGCUCUAAUGGUUGCCGAUGACAAGAAUCGUAUCAUUUUCAAAACUGUUCUCUCGACAAAGGUGCUUGAAACAUCGGGUGGAUGGUCACAAAUUGUAGUCGUUCACUAUGAUCCAACUGUCCAUUAUCUCUUUACGAGCCUCAUCAGCUUCAAUUUUCUGGGAAUCGAUUUGAACAUUAACUUCCCGAUUCCUUGGCCAGAAUCCACAAAUGUUCCUUUCAGUCAAGGAAUACCUGCUAAGCCCACAAUUGACAGAAGUAUUGAUGUCCCUCUGCCGGUAACAGUUAGCCCGUACUUCUCUAGCGCACCUACUUUAGCAAAAACAAAAAGGCAACGUAAAGGGACAGCACUCGUUCCUAACCUUAAAUCAAGAACGAUAAAGGGAACAAAGCCUCCAAAGACGUCACAGAAAUCAGAAGCUGCGAUGUCGACACCAAAGGUGACGAAUGACGGAUUCAAGCAGACGAAUAUUAUGAAUUUCUUCAAGGCAACCAAGUCGCUUACGGAGCAUGCAUCAAAAUGUGAACAAGCAAUAAGCCCCAUUACAAAGACCGGAAUCCUUCCAGAUGAAUCAAUUUUCAACAUUUCUGAAGCAAACUUUUCAGAAAUACAUUCAUCACUUCUAAUCCCUUUCACACCUGACCCACCAUCAGUUCAAUCCUCGCCUCUCAUCAAGAGUACUUCUGAAAUACAACCACCGCAUAAGAAAAUCAAGUGGGGUAAUGGCGAUGAUGAGGAGAUUAGCCCAGAGACUGAUAAGAUGGUUGAGGAAGAACUUUGUUCAUUUCUUUCCACUGUGGAAGCCACAGAAGCAAAAGAAAGUUCAGUCAACGCCCCUACUUUGCCUGUUGAUCUAGACGCUGCUGGUGAUAAUCUCAAAUCUUUGGAACCUAACGGGUAUUCUACUCCUGUAAUGUCCUCAACACAAGAUAGGAAUCAAGGAGAUAAACUCAGCUUCAUUCCUUCUUUUCGCGGGAACCAUACUAUUUCACCAAUAUUCCCACUCGAUACGAGGCAUUCUUUGAAAGGGGAUUCCUCUGCAAACCCAAAGAUCUUAAAUCGAACGCCUUUCAUCCAUGAACCCUCCGAUCAAUCUUUAAUCGAAUUUAAGACGCCAAAAGACAUGCAAUUGUUCACUUCCCUCGACGACCCUGAUGAUUAUUCACCUCCACCAAAUGAGAAAACAAACCGUUCCGUUUUCAAAGUUCCAUUUAGUGCAACGCCAACGAGACAUCCUCUAAAGCAAAUUCUAGCACCAUCCACUCAAACCCCUAGAACUACCAAUUCAGCGAAGUUAUUCAAGAAGGUAUCGUUUAGUAUUUUACUGCCAAAAUCAGAGAGCGGUUUUGGCGAUACUGGUUACGGAUCAUCACCGAUUUCGAAAGAAACAAGGGGCACUGUUGUGCCCAUGAUUAAAGAGGUUACGGAAGGUCCCUUGACAGCAAAUGAAUCACAUGUGGAAAGAAGGCCAAGAACGACAGAAGUAAAAGAAAAGACGGUUAGAAAAGGAUUGUUAAAGGCACCACCUUCGAUUGAGGUCGACCUUGAACUUCUUAGAGAAGGCUGGGAUCAGUUGGCAACAUUUAUCUACUGUUACAAUAUUCUCAAAAAAUUCGCGCCCAGCACACCACCUCACAAUCCCAACGAUCGUGAAUACCCCAAGGAUACGUGUGCCCCUUCUACUGUAGAUAUCAACUCUGCCAUUGGAUGUUCAUCUCCCAGAGAUCGAUCUCCGAUUCCUUCUGAGCUGAAAUCCAAUACAGUCGAUUCAAAGGAAACACCUCAAGUUGAAGAAUAG